Gracilinanus agilis (Agile Gracile Mouse Opossum) is the source of this 1716-nucleotide messenger RNA. It is a transcript of the gene TKTL1, whose product is annotated as transketolase like 1. The transcript has 13 exons. Bases 1 to 1716 code for a protein of 571 amino acids. The record is from RefSeq and is a predicted model, not a curated record. Lineage: Eukaryota; Metazoa; Chordata; Mammalia; Didelphimorphia; Didelphidae. Gene Ontology annotation, molecular function: transketolase activity; thiamine pyrophosphate binding.
AUGGCUAGCUAUCCCGAGCCCCCGGAGGACACGGUCCAGAUCCUUCGAGACAUAGCCAACCGCCUGCGGAUCCAUUCCAUCCAGGCCACAUGCGCCUCCAAUUCAGGGUGCAGAUCAGGCCUGUCCCUUCCUGGUCCCACACUGGGGACUGUCUGCAGCGUCGCCCUGGGGGUCUCGAGGCUUUCAUUUGUGGAUGUGGCCACCGGUUCUCUUGGGCAGGGACUUGGUGCUGCCUGUGGAAUGGCUUAUACUGGCAAAUAUUUUGACAAAGCCAGUUACCGGGUGUUCUGCCUCUUGGGAGAUGGGGAGGCCUCAGAAGGCUCUGUCUGGGAAGCUUUGGCUUUUGCCUCUCACUACAAGCUGGACAACCUCGUGGCAAUCUUUGACGUGAACCGUUUGGGACAGAGUGAAGCUGCACCUCUGCAACACUGCACAGAUGCUUAUCGGAAGCGCUGUGAAGCCUUUGGGUGGAACACCUACGUCGUGGAUGGCCAUGAUGUGGAACACCUUUGUGAAGCCUUCUGGAAGGCAGCUCAAGUGAAGAACCAGCCUACUGCCAUAGUCGCCAAGACCUUCAAAGGCCGUGGUAUUCCAAACAUCGAGGAUGCUGAUAACUGGCAUGGCAAGCCUAUGCCAAAGGACAAAAUGGACUCCAUUAUCAAGACCAUUGAAAGCCAGAUACAGACUCAUAAGAAUCUGCCUCCUCACCUACCUGAGGACGAUGUUCCUGAAGUCAAUAUCUCAAAUGUCAAGAUGCCUUCUCUGCCUGCCUACCAAAUAGGGGACAAGGUGGCCACUAGAAAAGCCUAUGGCGCCGCCCUGGCUAAGCUGGGCCAUGCGUGCGAUCGAGUGAUUGCCUUAGAUGGAGACACCAAGAACUCCACUUUUUCCGAGCUCUUUAAGAAGGACCACCCCGAACGCUUCAUUGAGUGCUUUAUUGCUGAGCAGAACAUGGUAAGCGUGGCAUUAGGCUGUGCCACCCGCAACCGGACCAUUGCUUUUGCCAGCACCUUUGCUGCCUUCUUCACCAGAGCUUUUGAUCAUAUCAGGAUGGGGGCCAUCUCUCAGUCUAACAUCAACCUUAGUGGUUCCCACUGUGGGGUCUCCAUCGGUGAAGAUGGGCCAUCCCAGAUGGCACUGGAGGAUCUUGCCAUGUUCAGAACUGUUCCCAAUUGCACAGUUUUCUAUCCAAGUGAUGCUGUCUCUACAGAAUAUGCUGUUCAUUUGGCUGCCAAUACCAAGGGAAUGUGCUUCAUCAGAACUAGCAGACCAGAUACUUCGGUGAUCUAUUCUCCCUUCGAAAACUUUAAGAUUGGACAGGCCAAGGUGAUCUAUCAGAGUGCUGAUGACAAGGCCACAGUUAUUGGAGCUGGAGUUACACUCCAUGAGGCUUUAGCAGCUGCUGCAGAACUCUCAAAAGAAGGUAUUUCCAUCCGCAUAAUUGACCUAUUCACCAUCAAGCCACUGGAUCGUGCCACAAUCCUUUCCAGUGCCAGAGUAACCGAGGGUCGUAUUAUUACAGUAGAGGACCAUUAUAAAGAAGGUGGCAUUGGAGAAGCUGUGUGUGCAGCUGUUUCUGGUAUACCUGGCAUCAGUGUUCAUCAGUUGGCAGUAAAUGGGGUACCACGAAGUGGAAAACCUGGGGAGUUGCUUGAUAUGUUUGGUAUUAGUGCCAAAUAUAUCAUAAAAGCUGUGAAAUCAAUUAUGACCAACUGA